Messenger RNA from Sorex fumeus (smoky shrew), 954 nucleotides. Its product is annotated as olfactory receptor 2D2-like. Gene Ontology annotation, biological process: G protein-coupled receptor signaling pathway. NCBI's taxonomy places the organism in Eukaryota, Metazoa, Chordata, Mammalia, Eulipotyphla, Soricidae. The transcript has a single exon. The record is from RefSeq and is a predicted model, not a curated record. The coding region runs from base 7 to 954 and encodes 315 amino acids. Gene Ontology annotation, molecular function: olfactory receptor activity; G protein-coupled receptor activity. Gene Ontology annotation, cellular component: membrane.
UAAAGUAUGAGAGAGACAAAUCAAAGCCAGGUGACAGAAUUCUUCCUUCUGGGACUCUCUGAUGACCCUCUCACCCAGAAGCUGCUGUUCACCCUAUUUUUGCUUGUCUACCUGGUCACGGUGCUUGGAAAUCUGCUGCUCAUGUCCCUAAUAUGGAUUGACUCACAGCUUCAUACACCCAUGUAUUUUUUUCUCUGUAACUUAUCUCUGGAUGAUCUCUGUUUGUCGACCAUCAUAGUACCUCAGGUUCUAGCCCAUUUGCUAUCCAGGAACAAGAUCAUUUCAUUCACACGUUGUGCAGUUCAACUUCUACUGUCCCUUAUAUUUGGUUGCACACAAUGUGUCCUUCUGGCAGUGAUGUCCUAUGACCGAUAUGUGGCCAUAUGCAACCCUUUGCAUUACUCUAACAUCAUGACAUGGAAGGUAUGUGUCCAGCUGGCUGCAGGAUCAUGGACCAGUGGCAUUUUUGUAUCUGUGAUGGACAGCACCUUCACUAUAAAGUUACCCUACCGAGGGAGCAAUACAAUUUCUCAUUUCUUCUGUGAGGCCCCUGCCAUGCUGGAUUUGGCAUCCGCAGACACUCAUACAACAGAGAUGGUUAUUUUCCUCAUGGGGGUAGUCAUUCUCCUCAUCCCUGUUUCUCUAGUUCUGGUAUCUUAUGGACAUAUCAUUGUGACUGUGGUCAAGAUGAAGUCAGCUGCAGGGAGACUCAAGGCAUUUUCUACCUGUGGUUCCCAUCUCAUUGUGGUUACUCUCUUCUAUGGAUCAGCAACUCUCACCUACAUGACACCAAAAUCAUCCAAAGAACUAAAAAAAGUGAUGUCUGUGUUCUAUACAAUGGUUCCCUGCAUGAUUAAUUCUAUUAUCUACAGCUUGAGGAAUAAGGAUGUGAAAGGAGCUCUGAAGAAGAUAGCCACAAAGAAUUUUCCUUGCAGGCUUAUAAUUUUCCACUGA